CGAACGGAGUGAAGUUUCGUGCGAUCGUGAAUGUGAAAUUCGUCGACGGUGAAUUAUUACGAAUUUUUCUAUUUAUAAUACCGACAACAGGGAAAAUAUUUAUGCAGUCCAACCGCGAGGAAAGUUUGCUGCAUUCAUGCUUCGGCUCACUGACGAGCGCCUUCAUGGGUUGCUGCUACAGUAUUUGCCACAAAGAAACCGAUCCCCAGGAGAAUGUAGUGAAUGAGCGCACGCACCUGCUAGAGGUGCCGGAGCAGCAGCAAGAGACGCCAUCGCCUACCGCGUGCGCGUCCACGCCGCCGCGCAAGUCCGACGAGCAGACGGCACUCAACAGGAUACUGCACGAGACUGCCACAAACGUAAUAGACGUGGGAGCCCUAGGCCCCUACUCCCUCGAAGCGGGCGCCUACAGCGAGCGUGUCCGCGCGUACACCGCCCGAGCGGCCAGCGCAGCUCUGCCGCCGCCCGCGCCGCCCCGGCUCCUUGCGGACCUGCCGCCCGCCGUCCGGCGGCAGAUGCUCGCCGCGCCGCCGAUCAACAGCACUGACAAGGAACUGAUAACGAACGCUGUCAAAAAAGCCGCGUCAGCGAUAUCGGAGUUACGCGUGGAACAUCACGAAGACCUCGUGGUACCGUUCCGGGUUCCGUAGCAGCGGAGUACCGCCUCGAUGUCCGAGGACGAACGAUACUGAGGCACUGCGGACUAGGACUGGUGAGAGAGGGAGGAAUAGGGGUGACUCGAGACAUUAACAUUCACUUUCAAGGGUAGAAAUGAUCUAUAGGAACAUUGACAGAUUCACUUACAGGGGUAGGAAUAUUCUUUUUAUUUUUUACAAGUUAGCCCUUGACCACAAUCUCAUCUCACGGUAAGUGAUGAUGCAAUCUAGAUGGAAGCAGGCUAACUUGUUAGGAGUACGAUGAAAAUCCACACUCUUUUCAGUUUUCAAAUGACAUUGUACUGGAAAGCUAAGUUGUUUGGCAGUACGGAUUUGCCAGUAUGGUGGUAACUAGCCACGGCUGAAGCCUCCUACCGAUCCAGCCGGAGAUCGAACUUAGGACCUCUGUCUUAUAAAAGGAACAUUAACAAUUCUGUCUUUAAAAGUGAAUGUCAUAAAUUUGGUCUGUGUAAUUUGGAAAAGCAGAAAUGGUCCAUUAGUGGCACCGUCACUUUCAAGUGUAGAAAUUAUAGAUUCAAGUGGAGAAAUUAUAUACCUAUAGGAAAAUUAAGAUGAUUCACUUUCAAGGUCAUAAAUGGUAUAUUAAAUAACAAUAUCAAUAGAUUUACUUUCAAGUGCAAAAUUGACAUACAUUUUCAAGGGCAUAAAUGAUCUAUAGGAAAAAUGACAGAUUCACUUUCAAGGGCAGAAAUGAUCUUUGGGAAAAUUUACAAAGAAGACCAGAAAUAUACUCAUAGGCACAAUUACCCGCCCACUUUAAUAUACUCGCGUCAUAUUAAAGAGGGCGGAUAAUUGUGCUUCUGUGUGUAGUUUAGUUUAGAAUAUCUCAUAAACCAUAAAAAGUACCCCUAUUCCUCUAAAAUAUAGGAUUGUGUGGUUGUGUAAAUAAAAUACGGAAAAGCAGUGUAAAUGGACAAUUUGUAUUAAAAAAGUUAUACUAUUACAUAUAAUUAAAUGGUUAUUUAUAUCCUUUGUUUAGUAUGCUUAUGCUUAAUUCAUUUAUUAUAGAAUAUUAUGUGGUUUGAUUGACGAUUGUAACCCAUCUGUUAUGUGAAUUUAUAAAACUAAUUUACCAUUGAUAUUUUAAAAAUAUAUUAUAGUGGAUUUGACCUGGUUGUAGAAAUAAUUUAAGAAACGAAAAGAAAAGGUUUUUUUUGCAGGAUCACUAAAUGCCAAAUAACUUUGGCAUUUUAGUAAUCCUGAAAUUUUAUUUGGUAUACAAUUUGUUUAUCAUACAAUGGCUUGUGUUGCUUUGUAGUCAUUCAGUGUUUUCUGGGACAAGCACUGAAAAAUUAUAUGUCAUUAUAAUAUUGGAAGGUAUUUAUAGAAUUAAAGUAAAUAAUUUGUCAUUUUUAUUAUUUUUACAGCAAAACAUCCCUAAAAUCGACUUCAUAUUUAUCGUAUUAUACCAUAUUAUAGUAUAGACAUGUGUACAUAAUACAUCAGUAUUUUGAAUACUAAAGGAUUGUUGACCCGUUUAUUUCCACAGCCAAGUUGAAUGCACUAUAAACUCGUAUGUACUGACACGUGUAUUAAGCUUUUUACUAAAUUGACUACAAUUAAGGCUGACUUACAUUAUUCCAUUCCAAUGUUGUGCCUUCUAAUGUUUCAAUGUGAUGCAGUAGCGACAUGAUUAUUAGCUAAUCUAUGUGGUCUAUGGUGGUUUUCAAAUAGCAAGGGUACCGUGACAGUUUGUUUCGCUCUUGAAAGUUGUCCGAUAAUAGUACUUAUUAUGAACGUCAUAUGGCAACUGUCACUGUACCCAUGCUAUCUGAAAAACACUUUAGUUAUGGAUUCUUGAGGGAGAACAAAAAUAAAUACAUUUGAAGUGGCAUGGUUGUGUUCUUAAUGCAGGUAUUAUUUGCUUUUAAAUGUGACAAUUGAAAAUCUGCGUGAUAGUAUCUACAUGAAGUACUUUUAUUUUCAGAACUUUUUUUAUUUAUUCAGUAACUUUUCGUAAGUGCAAAUACUAUUAAAUUAGACACUACAGUUAAUUACAGAAUACAAUCAUACGUCCAUUAGUGCUUUAGUUUUAAAUUCAAUUUAUCCAAAUUCAAAUUCAAAGUUAAUUGAUUUCAAGUGGGCUCAGUAUACAAGCACUUUUGAAACGUUUGUAGUGACUAAUAUGUUACCAUCUAUUGGGAUCCAAAAAAUCCAUGUAUGUUUCUCUUAAAACAUACUAUGAUUGUCUAUAUUAAACAUACUAUGAUUGUCUGUAUUUUGCUAGGAUAAAUAAAAAAAAUUAAGUUAGUAUAGAAAUGCUAACACAGAAAUGUUUCAACAUAGUUUCAGUUUCACAGUGAUGCAAUUAAUUUUAUCAAUUGAAUGGAGUAGUGUAAAUUGGCCAUUAGUAAGAGCGUUUUUUAGUUCAGUCAAUUUAGUAUAAAGCUCAGUGUACCUAUAUGUAUAUUCAAUGACUGAAUAAUAAUUAUGUUACAAAUUCCAUUAAAAUAUUGAAAUUAUUAUGCUACGUGAUAAUAAGGGCUUAUACACACGGACGUUUAUUGGUCAUGCAAGCAAAUUGCAGUACAAGAAAAUUGUUCAAUAUGAUUAUUAAACAUUUAAAAUCGCUAAGGAAUCUUUUUCACACAUAUGUAUAUCACUCACUAUCUUUUGGUUAAUUUGGCCAGUUUGAGUUAUCUUUAUUCAGUGUUUUACUUACAAUAUAUUGCCAUGUGCUUAUAUUAAUUUUACUAUACACUCUGCAUUGAAGCAGUAUGGUAGGUAAUGCCUUUCGCUUAUACAAGGCUUGUCUAAUAGAUGUUUUAAAUAAUACUGAUGAUAUAAAAGUCAAGUUUAUCAAGAAAAUAGUUCUAGUUUACUGUAGUGUUUUUCAGAUAGUAUAUGUGCGGUGACAAUUCGUUUCAUUCUUGAAAGUUUGCCGCGAUUCACGUUAAUAGUAUAUUAUGAACGUCAUAAAGCAACUGUCAUCCACCCAUGCUAUCUGAAAAACACUUUGUUAACAAAAAGGUUAAUAUUAAUUUCUAUAAAAACAAUUAGCAGUAAAACGUCCGUGUGUAGCCGCCUUGUGCCUUAUAGUCAUAUCAAUGUUAUAACUCGACUCUCAAUAACUUUCUACACAGAAAACUAUUGAGAAAGAUUUUGUAAUUAUAAUUAUUUCGAUUCUGUAGUUUAGAACGAACGAAGUGAGAAAAACAAAAACUGAAUAUCUAACAGUUUUAACUCCUCAUGAUCAAUGAAUAGUAAAAGCAAAAUAUCUAACUUAAAGAAAAGUAAGAGAUGUCCAGCACUAUACGUUAAGCGUUCCCUGAAAAAUCUCAUAAAUUUCGUCCAACUAUUAUCACCUAUCAUACAUAGUUGUGACUGUAUCUAAAAUGGCGACUAGAUUAUAUUAUUAUAUUAUAUUAUGUUCUAUUUAUUUGUCACCUGAAUAGCAUAAUCUUUGCAAAAGACGUGCAGUUUUAACUGAACUGUCGAACAGUGUGCCUAGUCAGAGUUUUCAAUAUUUUCAUUAUUGCAGUUUGAUACUAUGACGAUCGCGUUAACGUUAACGUGAAUUUAUACGGAAUUGAAACAGUUGUGCAGUAGUGCCGCUAGAUGGCGCUGUUUCAAUUCCUUAGAAAUUCGCGCUUACGUUAACGUGAUCAAACUGUCACUAGGCCCUCUGUUCAGUUAAAUCUUCGGUGUUUAUUGUAUCAUCAGUAUCAAGUCACAUUUCGACGUUAUCAUAUCGACUCAACUGGACAAGUGGUGUGACUAAAUAGAAUAGUUGGCUAAUAGAUUGAAGAUAAUGUCGUAUUAAUAUGUCGAAGGAUAUUCUACAAGUUGGACAUUUACGCUAAUUUCAGGGAACAUUUACGACAAAAAAUAGACGCAAAUUCUAAUACCGGAUCUACGCGAUUGUUAUUUAGACUUCAAUAUUUUGUAUUGAAUUUCAACGAUAUGAUUUUUUUGUUAUUGAAUAUCUUACCUAAUUAUCAUUGAUCUGUGGUCUUUCGCCAUGUUGUUAGUUAUAAAAUGAAUUUAAUUUAUAAGCAGUUACGUUGAAACGAAUGAUUUUGCAUGUAAACAGAAAUAAAUGAAAUUUGUAAAUUGUAUAGUAGUUUUGUAUGCUCCGUAAAUAAUUACUCCAGUGUGUCGAAUCCGAGUUUGUACGUAGUCGAUCGCGUAAACGUAAACUUGAAUUAAUAUAGAAUUAAUAUCACAAUACGAACCUUAGGCGAAUCUCCUUGCUUGAGAAAGAGCAGAGAAACUAGCUUCCCCGAUAUUUGUUAUUUAUUUUCGAUUUUUCGGGUAAAUAGAGCCAUCUAUUUAACUUAUGGUGUUUUCUCUUGUUGUAACUAGAUUUACAUAUAAAUUCAAGUGUGCUAUUCCGUGGUCCUUGAAAAAAAUAUUAGUGACAUUUGUCUAAUUUUGUGGGUAAAUAGAAAACUCGAGACUAUUGCUGGAAUGAUCUUGGAAGAAAACUUUCGAUCUACAUAAAUGUUGUAUCAAACUUCUGGUUAGCUCUAAUUCGCUCUGAAACGAACGAAGUCAUAAACCUUCGAUAAAUAACAUUAUCGACAUAAAAGAAAUAUAUUCUGCUAAUUUCAACCUUGUAGAGUGUUAUCUCUAUCGCACAAAGGUUCAUUACAGCCACACAACCGAACCAUCGCCUCGCCUCGUAACAUCUUGCGAGCUUUGCAAUCCUUUAGCUUUUAAAUGCUCCCACUGCAAAUCAGCGCUGCAGGUAGCUGCCGAUUUAAGUGGGUGACCUGUAUUUGGUCAGUUCGUUUUUUUUUCAUAUCUUUUUUAUUUAAUUUUGUAUCCUUUUUUUUCAGCUUAGCUUAUCUUUAACUACUGACCGAAUAUUUUUUUUUCUGUCUUUCGAUCCGCUGUCACUACGUUGAUGACAAUCUUCCUUAGAAAUCUACAUAUUAAAUACUAACCGCUCGCCGAAGCGGUGCUGAUCUGUUGCAAGGUGGCUUUAAUAGACAAUGACUCUUAACUACGACUACUUAGGCACAAUAUUUAUUCACAACUGAGAAGUUUGGGACAACAUUGAGUGUAUUCAAACUAACCCUGUAGCAGUGGAGGUUGAUUUGUAUCUUAUUGGAUGCAUUCUUAAUCGGUAUAUGUAUAUAGAUAUAGAUGAUUUAUCAAAAGUGAACACAAAAGGAGUUUUUAAUUAAAAAUUAAUUAUAACAAAAUUUUCCAAGACAUCGUGCCAAAGCUCAUUAAUAAUGCAUUCAGUUCAAGAAAAUUAAUAAUUAUUAUCAAGGUGCUUUGGGUUUUAUUUAUUUGCCAUCAGUAAAGUCUGUAAGGCUUUAGAUGUAAGCCAUAUAUUUAGAUUUGUAAAUAUAUCGCUCUCUUUCUCGUCCCAUAUGAAUAUCAUUUAGGCUUUAUCUUUUGUUGCGAUGGUACAAAAGAGAGAUAGAUCUAUAGGUCAAAAUUAUCUCGUAUCGUCUCAUAAAAUGACGACAUAUAUUAUAAUUAAAUAAAUGCAAGGCAAUAAAUGUUAUAGACUUAGUAGAUUAUCGCAAAUUAUUAAAUAUAUCCUAAAGCAUGGUAGGCGAACCUUUAUGCAUCAACGUGCCAUUUUUUUCUAAAAAAUGUUUAAUGGGGUCAUUGGCGUGCCAUCAAAUAAUUUUGACUUUCUGAUUAUUUGGAGAAUAACAAUAAUAAAUACUAUCAAAACUCUUUAUGAAAUAAAGUAAACAAAAGAAGUAAAUUUUGGAAUGUUUUUAUUACACGCAUAAAUUAAAUUAUUGUAAAAUUAGUGUGACUUCUGUUGCUGCAGGUUAGAUGACAAAUAAUUUAUGUCAAAUACCUACUUAACACAUGUUUUAUGAUCGGCGACGUGCCCAAAAUAUUGUGUUGCGUGCCAUUGGUUCGCCUACCCUGUCCUAAAGCAUCUUAUAUUCUGCUGUUUAUUUUAAGGUCGCUGCAUACGGAACGGGUUAAGGAUGCGGACGGGGCGGUGACGGGACGUAGCAGUUGAAGCGUCGUCCGUCUCGUCCACGUCCAUUAAAAGAGGCUUUACGCCACCAUCACCACCGUGAUUGAUAUGAUCACAGUCACGAAAAUUACGAUUGUAAAAUUAGUGGUGGAUGUACCAGUAGGCUAAGUAGGCUGAAGCCUAGGGCGGCAGAUUUUAGGGGGCGGCAAAUUUGACCCAAAAACUUUCUCUUCUAUAGAAAUAAAGAAAACGUAACGACAAUUUUAAUGUUUAAGUCCUGUACAUCCUGUACAGUCUUAUUAAAAUAUUAAAACUUGCAAUUUUAUUGACAGAACAACUACGAAUUGAAUAUCGAAUUUUAUAAUUCAGUAGGGCCUGCAAAAAUUCAUUAGCCUACUGGCGGCAAAAUUCUAAAUCCGCUAUUGAAAAUUUUCGUGACUACGAUUGAUGAUGACAAACACAUAGUAGGUAAAUUCGGGUAAAUAGUUGGCAACAGUUCUAAAAAAAAAUUGUGUCUAUGCGACUUUGCCUAGGUCUAAAUUAAUUCACACUACGCCUCUGGGACGUGGUGUUACCUAUAUAAACGCCACGACGCUGUACUAUCCGUGCUCCUUCGACGUAUACGUGAAAUAACAUUUACAAAUCUUGUCGUCCCGCCUUGUCCGCGACAAAACCCGUUACGUGUGCAGAGACCUUUAGUCUUUAUUUGUUUCAGUUUAUGUUCAGUGCGAGAAUUUAUUUUGUUUUACAAAGUCCUUUAUAGAAUGCGAGGAUGAGUAUAUUUGAAUGAAUGCAUGUUAAUUCAGUUAUUACGCCAUUAUAGAUGUACCUUUUAAAUAAUAAAUGAUUAAAUUUAUAUUAUGAA
This is a messenger RNA of Bicyclus anynana (squinting bush brown), 7441 nucleotides long. RefSeq names its product ragulator complex protein LAMTOR1 (gene Lamtor1). Lineage: Eukaryota; Metazoa; Arthropoda; Insecta; Lepidoptera; Nymphalidae. The transcript has 4 exons. The coding region runs from base 102 to 650 and encodes 182 amino acids. Gene Ontology annotation, cellular component: late endosome membrane; membrane raft; Ragulator complex. The record is from RefSeq and is a predicted model, not a curated record. Gene Ontology annotation, molecular function: molecular adaptor activity; guanyl-nucleotide exchange factor activity. Gene Ontology annotation, biological process: positive regulation of MAPK cascade; cellular response to amino acid stimulus; regulation of receptor recycling.